This is a messenger RNA of Colletotrichum fioriniae, 747 nucleotides long. RefSeq lists its product as uncharacterized. Lineage: Eukaryota; Fungi; Ascomycota; Sordariomycetes; Glomerellales; Glomerellaceae. The record is from RefSeq and is a predicted model, not a curated record.
AUGCGUACCUCCCUCCUCCUCGCCGGCAUCUAUGCCACCCUCUCCGUCAUCGCCACCCCAAUCACCCCUUCCCCAACCGACCUCAACACCGCCGAACCAGAGCCCCUCGCUCAGGACCUCGAGGGCCUCGACGUCGACAGCGAUCCGUCCUCCAUGGCAGAGCCGAAGCCAGCGACUGGGUGGCCAGGCUACGAAAGACCCAUGAUCAAGGACACCAUAUCCCCCAAGGACCCCCGACCGUACAACAAGGGGGAUUACGAGAAGUCUCGGGAAUAUAAACCCAAGUUCGACAGGCCGCAGCCUCGGCCGAAGCCGGACAACCCCUUCAAGAACCCCAAAUGGAGGGUCCCGCCCAACGACCCCAACACCUUCAAGGACAGUAACCCGUUCCGGUCGUGGCCGCACAGGGACCCCUUCAAAAUGCCCAAGAAGAACCCGUUCAGGCUGCCGGAGAAGAAGCUUGAGCCGAAGCCUGAGCCGGAGGUGGAUAUCGAGCCGAUGCCGAAGCAGCCGGAGCAGGAGAAUGCAGAGCCGGAGCGGUACCCGACUCACGAAGAGACGAUAAAGAAGCCUGCAGAUCCGAAUCGGUACCCGACUCACGAGGAGUGGACCGAGUGGAGCAGAGAAACAGCCAUUGCUAAAGAGCAUGAUCCGUGGCCCGAGGAUGAUCGGAGCCCGGAUGCGGCGCCGAAGAAUGAACCGACGUAUGAGCCGCACGAGACGGAUUCCAGAAGGGUUGGGGAGUAA